AUGGACACAUUCUGUUGUCAGGUAUCCAGUGCACCCGUGUCUACCAAUUCCCUGAAGAAAAUAUUUCCGAAGGUGUUCAGUGAAGAACUUGGUUUAUGCCAUAAGAUUAAAGUGAAGUUGAACCUAAAAGAACAGUGUAACCCAGUUUUCUGUCCGAAACGCCCAGUGGCGUAUGCCAUGCAGGAUGCUGUGAAUCAAGAGCUCGAUCCUCUAGAGAAUGUAAAUAUCAUUUCACCGGUAGAUUAUUCGGAGUGGGCCGCUCCGAUAGUUGUGGUACGCAAGGCUAAUGGUUCGAUCCGGAUCUGCGGAGACUAUUCGACGGGUCUAAAUGCCGCCUUACAGCCUCAUCAAUACCCGCUUCCCCGUCCGGAGGACAUUUUCGCAAAGCUCGCAAACUGUAAAGUAUUCAGCCAGAUUGAUCUCUCCGACGCAUUCCUGAAAGUAGAAGUUGAUGAAGCAAGUCGUGGUAUGCUAACAAUAAAUACGCAUCGUGGGUUGUUUCAAUACAAUCGCCUUCCACCGGGCGUGAAGAUUGCUCCAGGAGCAUUUCAACAAUUGAUCGAUACUAUGCUCGCCGGUCUCGAGGGGACGUCCGGUUAUAUGGACGACGUCGUAGUCGGUGGAAAAAGCGAUCAGGAGCAUGAUUCUAAUCUGAAAGCAGUUCUACAGCGCAUCGAAGACUUUGGGUUCACGAUUCGAUCGGAGAAAUGUUCAUUCCGCAAACGUCAGAUCUAG
This is a messenger RNA of Toxorhynchites rutilus septentrionalis, 735 nucleotides long. RefSeq lists its product as uncharacterized. Lineage: Eukaryota; Metazoa; Arthropoda; Insecta; Diptera; Culicidae. The coding region runs from base 1 to 735 and encodes 244 amino acids. The record is from RefSeq and is a predicted model, not a curated record. The transcript has a single exon.